Boeremia exigua is the source of this 1617-nucleotide messenger RNA. RefSeq names its product RING-14 protein-like protein. Lineage: Eukaryota; Fungi; Ascomycota; Dothideomycetes; Pleosporales; Didymellaceae. The coding region runs from base 1 to 1350 and encodes 449 amino acids. Gene Ontology annotation, biological process: cellular response to phosphate starvation. The transcript is spliced from 2 exons. The record is from RefSeq and is a predicted model, not a curated record. Gene Ontology annotation, molecular function: metal ion binding.
AUGAAGUUCGGCCACGUUUUCAAGCAGUGCCUGCGGAACGAGGGCUUCCCGCCCGAGUGGGUCGACUCGGCCAUCUCCUACAGCCAGCUCAAGAAGGUCAUCAACCGCCUGACCGACGAGCUGCAGCAGGUCGGCCUUGACCCCGCCACGCUGUCGAAGCUGCUGAAGCACGUUGAGGACUUCAAUGCCUCGGCCCAGGACGGCGACCAGGACCGCCCGUUCGAGUACAUUCUGAACGGCGGCGCCGAGGCGAAGAAGCUGUUCCACCCGAAACUGCUGUUCUACGUGAAUGAGAAGAACGGCGAUGUAGACAGUGCCAGCGUCGAUGAGGAGACCAAGCGCAAGCUCCAGAUGCUGGCCGUCGAGACCGGCAUGACCGACUUGAGGGUGUUUGAAGACGCCGAUUCGCAGAAAGCAGAGUCUGACAAGCCCGCACACGGCUCGCGGCCAGGCUACCGCACUGUGGAAGUGCCGCUCACCUCUGACACGGAGUUCUUCACGCGGCUCACCAGCGAAGUCACCGGGCUGGAGAAACUGCAAGAGCGCGAGGAGAAGCGCAUGCACGUGCAGAUCGAGUCGCUGGGGACGCAGAUUGCCAAACUGACCGACGUGAACAAGCGGUCCAACAAGAAAACCAUCACCGCGUGGCGCCAGGUGUUCCAGAUGUACAUCGAGGAGGGCAUCUUCUUCGGCACCACGGAAGCCGACCACAAGAGCCACGACGCGGACAAAGCGACCCAGCGACUCGCCCUCUUCAGCCACAAGAUCGCGCGCGCGGGGCUCGUCGAGAAGUUCAGAAAGGGCGACAACAUGGCCGCGCUCAACACCUUCAUGCACAUCAACCGCGAGAUCCUGCAGGGCCUGCGAUUCGGCGAGAUGAACCACGCGGCGAUGCUCAAGAUCCUGAAGAAGUUCGACAAGCGCACCGCGCUUGGCGUUAAGCGCUCGUUCCCGCGCCAGGUCGAGUACCCGGAGUUCAGCGAGCACCUGGCCAAGGCCGUGUGUGCGGAGGUCAACACGCGCAUCCUGAGCCACGUGCCGCAGCUCGACGACUACAGCUGCCCUAUGUGCUGCGAGAUCGAGUGGCGGCCGGUGAAGCUGUCGUGCGGGCACGUCUUCUGCAUCCGCUGUCUGAUUGUGAUGCAGAACAACAAGCAGCACAACUGUCCGUUCUGCCGCGCGCGGUCGGUGUUUGACGCCAAUUCUGACAAUCUCGACCAGGACCUCGCGGCCUUCCUGAAGAAAUGGUUCCCCGACGAAGUCAAAGCCAAGCAGCGCUACAACGAGCACAUGGCCGGCAUCGACCAGUACGGCGAAGUGUACGCGGAUCAAAAGUGCGUCGUCAUGUGACCUCCUUUCUUGAGCCGAGAGGUCGCUCCUCUUGCAUGGCGAGUGCUAAGCCUGUGUAGGUUUCUCCGCGGCGGGUCGUUGUGGUGAGUAGUGCAAGUAUUGGGUUGAGACUGUUGCUGAUGAAGUAGGCACAUGGUGUAGCAUUCCUAGAUGACUGGAAAGCGAGCAACGACCACGAUAUACGAUUACAAACUACGAGUACACGGCCACGACAUACGAUUACACAACUACGAGCACCACACACGACCCUAACCCAUCAACAGCAAA